This is a messenger RNA of Emys orbicularis (European pond turtle), 1407 nucleotides long. It is a transcript of the gene HSD17B7, whose product is annotated as hydroxysteroid 17-beta dehydrogenase 7. Bases 99 to 1103 code for a protein of 334 amino acids. Gene Ontology annotation, molecular function: 3-beta-hydroxysteroid 3-dehydrogenase (NADP+) activity; estradiol 17-beta-dehydrogenase [NAD(P)+] activity; 5-alpha-androstane-3-beta,17-beta-diol dehydrogenase (NADP+) activity. Gene Ontology annotation, biological process: cholesterol biosynthetic process. The record is from RefSeq and is a predicted model, not a curated record. The transcript is spliced from 9 exons. NCBI's taxonomy places the organism in Eukaryota, Metazoa, Chordata, Testudines, Emydidae. Gene Ontology annotation, cellular component: endoplasmic reticulum membrane.
AGUGGCGUUCUGCCCGCCGAGGGGCGAGGCCGUGUGCGCGGUCUAUUAUGGCGCACGGUGAAGCUCGCUAGUUUAUUGUGCCCGCUCUGGACCGCGCGAUGCAACCCGUGGUGUUGGUCACCGGCGCUAGCAGUGGUAUCGGCUCCGCCCUAUGCAAGCGGUUGCUGCGGGAGGACGCUGGGGUCCGGCUGUGCCUGGCCUGCCGGAGUAUGCAGAAGGCCGCUGCCACCAAGGCCGUGCUGCUGGCCGCCCACCCGGCCGCCCAGGUCACCCUCGUGCGCCUGGAUGUCAGCAGCCUGGAGUCCGUCCUGGGGGCAGCCAGCGAGAUCCAGCGCAGGUUUCAGCGCUUGGACUAUCUCUUCCUGAAUGCUGGGAUCAUGCCAAAUACCCACAUUAGCUUCAAAGCACUGAUCUCUGGUCUCUUUUCUGGGAAAGCAGUCCACAUGCUGAGCACGGCGGAGGGGCUGAUAACUCAAGAAGACUGCAUCACUGCAGAUGGCCUGCAGGCUGUGUUUGAAACCAACCUCUUUGGGCACUUUAUAUUGAUUCGGCAGCUUGAGCCUCUGCUAUGUUGCCUUGAAAAGCCCUCCCUGCUUAUCUGGACCUCUUCCAGCAACGCCAGGAAAUCUGCUUUCAGUCUCACUGACUACCAGCACAGCAAAGGCAAAGAGCCUUACAGUUCCUCCAAAUAUGCCACUGACCUUGCUAGUGUGGCUCUGAACAAGCACUUUAACAAGCAGGGGCUGUAUUCCAGUGUCGUUUGCCCAGGUCUUGUGAUGACUAACCUGACUUAUGGAAUUCUGCCAUCUUUCUUCUGGAAGCUGCUUAUGCCCAUCAUGUGGAUAAUACGCUUUUUCACCAAGACUUACACACUAACUCCAUACAAUGGAGCAGAAGCUCAGGUAUGGCUCUUCAAACAAAAGCCAGAGUCACUGGAUGCACUAAUGAAAUAUCACAGCUGUACUUCACCAAUGGGGAAGAACUAUGUGGAGUCCCGAAAGGUGGAUGUGGAGGAAGAAACUGCUGAAAUAUUUUAUCAAAAGCUGUUGGAACUGGAGAAGCAUGUCCUAGCAAGAUUGAAUGCUCCCUUGAGCCCCAAGUAACAAGAUCCAGACAAGGCCUCUAAUGACAAAUCUUUCUGACACUAGUGACAUUGGAGUUCCUUUUAAGUGGGUAUUAUGCAUUUGCAGUAGAGGCCUUCUUGGCGACAUGUGGCUUUGUAGCACUUCUCUCCUCUGCUCAGUCGGGGAAGGAGUGCUCUCCUAGAAUUGGAGGUCUGAGAGGGAUUGAAUAGUUAUUUAGUCUCCUGGAGUCCAGUACAGGAUUGCUCUCUACACACUCUAGUAACUUGGCUAAACCAGGCCUCUGUUUCUGUACAUGUCACGGUCUUUACAAUAAACUGCAGUC